Molecule: messenger RNA, 324 nt
Organism: Pipistrellus nathusii (Nathusius's pipistrelle)
Lineage: Eukaryota; Metazoa; Chordata; Mammalia; Chiroptera; Vespertilionidae
Source: the annotation of a GenBank genome assembly
AUGUUGGUUUUCUAUUGCUUUGUAAAUAAUUACCCCAAACUCAGCAGCUUAAAACAAUACCUGUUUCUUAGAUCUGGCUUGGUAUGGCUGGAUUCUCUGCUCAGGGUGUCACAGGCUGAAACCAAGGGCCAGCAGGGCAGCACUCCCUUCGGGGGCUCUCGGGAGGCUGCUUCCGUGUUCGUUCAGGGGGUUAGCAGUUUCCGUUUCUGUCGGGCCUCUCUCAGCUCCUUAAGGCUGGUGUGCUUCUCUCCAUGUCCAAACCAGAGAUGGCCAUCGAGCCCUCCUGCUUCUCUCCGCCUUCCUCCUGUUUUAAGGUUCACGUGA